This is a messenger RNA of Cyanistes caeruleus (blue tit), 1296 nucleotides long. RefSeq lists its product as uncharacterized. The record is from RefSeq and is a predicted model, not a curated record. Lineage: Eukaryota; Metazoa; Chordata; Aves; Passeriformes; Paridae. Gene Ontology annotation, cellular component: membrane.
CAGGCAUACUCCUGGCACUUGGUGUUUCAGCCCUGCAGCCGGUCCUGCCAAUUCCGGCUGAGCAAAGGCAAGAAGAGCGUGAAGGUGGAGAUGCUCUUUGGGGUGCGCCAAGGGGACUCUGACAUUUUUGUUGUCAGCCAGCCCACAGAGGCCCAGAAAGGCAGCUCCAGCAUCUCUGUGAGCAGCCAGCUUGUUGAGGCCAACUUCAUUGCACGCACAGUGUGGCCUGAGACAUACGCUGUGGCAGAGGUGAAAUUCUUCCGUCACAUUGCCAGGCAGGUGCCAUGUGAGAAUUUGCACCUGAAAUGCCUGCAGGUCUUCACCUGCAUCCUGAAGGGCACAGGUUUUUCCAGCUCUACCUGGAAGACCGUGGUCAUGCACGUGCUGACCAUUGUACCACUGUCCCGCUGGAGCAGGAGGGAAUUUGCGCAGAGGCUGUGGGACAUCAUGGCAUACCUGCACUGCUGCCUGCAGUUGAAACGCCUGGAGCACUUUGUGCUUGGCAGUGAGAGGCUUCCUGCAGAGAUCAGCUUGUCACCAGCACUGCAAGGGGUUGAGCCGCUCAACCUCUUUGAGCACCUGGCCCGAGAUCCAGCUGCCCACAGAGAGGCGAUGCAAGCUUAUGGUCAGCUGCGAUUUCGCCUCUGGAUGCUGCUCUCCAGCCACUGAGAGCAGUUCAUUGCACAGAGCUGUGCUGGGGGGGCUCACACCCGAUGGCAGCCACGUGAACACUGCACAGUUGUUGCAUUUGUCACUGGCAAUCCUGAAGCUGCUUUCCUGCUCCUGCGGAAGGAAGAUGCUGCAGCACAUGGAUUCCUUGUGCAGACUCACAUCUCUGAGUUGCCUUGCCCUUCACUUUCCAGCUACAAUGAUGCUGUUCCCUCAGUCUACAAGGCAAAAACUGGCUCCACCUACACAUCCCCAUAGAAGACAGUGAAGAGGUUGCUUGAAAUACCUCAAAGACAGAAACCUAGCCUGUUAGGGACUUGAUGUAGUUAUUCAGUGAGCUGUAGCUUCAAUGGUUUUGUGAAGACGUAGUUCCUAGUAUAUGAAAGUACAACAGAUAGAUUUAAGUCAGUUUACCAUAGGAGAAUAGGUAGUCCAAGUUUUCAUAAUGAGACUUGUUCAUUAGCAUUCCUUCCAGAGGCCCUUUAGUGUUGUCAGUAUAUAACUAUUUUGUGAAGUUUCUCUUAGUUUAGGAAACUGAACUAUCCUGCUGUAUCUGUUUGUCUGGUUUUCAGUAAUAUUUAGAUAUCUAUGUUGGAAGGAUUAAUAAAAGGAGACAAGUUUCUCAAA